Molecule: messenger RNA, 933 nt
Organism: Benincasa hispida (wax gourd)
Lineage: Eukaryota; Viridiplantae; Streptophyta; Magnoliopsida; Cucurbitales; Cucurbitaceae
Source: RefSeq, a predicted model, not a curated record
AUGGAGGAGUUUCGUCCUAUUUCAUGUUGUAAUGUUGUGUAUAAGUGUAUCUCGAGGAUCUUAGCUGAGAGGUUGCGGUUGUGGUUGCCUGGUUUCAUUAGUGGUAAUCAGUUUGCGUUUGUUCUGGGUACGCCCCUUCAGUUUGUUAGAUGGGUGAGGGCUUGUGUUACUUCGCCUAAGUUCUCUGUCAUGAUUAAUGGUUCCCUUGAAGGGGUUUUUCCUGACAAUUUGAUGAUUUUCUGUGUAGCUGAGAGAGAUUCUUUGGAGUUUAUGAGGCAGGUAUUGACAGAGUUUGCUGAGUUGUCUAGGUUAGUUGCAAAUGUUGGGAAGAGUUCCAUGUUUGUUACGGGUAUGGAUUCUAGAGAGGCGGAAGAACUAGCUGCGUAUAUGGGUGUCUCUCUUGGUACGUUGCCUGUUAGCUNGUUAGUUGCAAAUGUUGGGAAGAGUUCCAUGUUUGUUGCGGGUGUGGAGUCGGAGGAGGCGGAGAAACUAACUGCGUAUAUGGGUGUCUCUCUUGGUUCGUUGCCUGUUAGGUAUCUGAGUUUACCUUUAUUGGCGGAUCGGUUGAGGGCUGUAGAUUGUGCGCCUUUGAUAUAUAGGAUUACAGCUCGUAUUAGAAGUUGGGCAGUGAGGUCUAUGGUGGUUCAUGAUGCAAGGAGUAGUUUGGAAGUGUGGUUGUCGGAGUUCAUAGAUGGUGAGGAAGGUUGGAGGUGGCCUACAGUGUCUUGGGAGCUGCUUGAGAUUUGGGGUUUUAUCCAAGUAGUGGGGCCUAGGGUGAGGGGAGAGGAUUAUUGGGUUUGGGUGCCGGAUGAGUGCAAUCGACGGCUGCAUGGAGGUCGACCGAGGUCGGUGUUUGCUCUGGUUCACCUUAUGGUCUCUACGGUUCGUGCUCGUGCUACUUCCUGGCAGGUUGACCUUCUUGGUCUUAUCUAG